AUUACAGUACAUCCUCAAACGCACUAAAACGAUGAACACGUUUUGCGCUUUUUUCUUGACCGGGUUGGUGGCUUAUUGCGAUGCGGUCUCGUUUCAAAUCACCAACAAAGACGGCGGUCCUAUUUGGAUAGGUAUUCAGGGUAAUCCCGGUCACGAACAUUUAGCCAACGGAGGGUUCGCGUUGCAACAGGGCGAAACGAGGGUGCUUUCGGCAGCCGGCGAUUGGGCCGGUAGGUUCUGGUCCAGGACUUGGUGUUACGCGGAUCAAAACAACCAUUGCCUUACCGGCGAUUGCGGAAACAAGCUGGAAUGCGCUGGGGCGGGUGGUACUCCUCCCGCUACCCUUGUAGAGAUUACCCUAGACGGUUACGGCGGUAUUGACUAUUACGACAUCUCCUUGGUCGACGGUUACAACAGCAUGGCAUCGAUCGAGCCAGUUAACGGCCAAGGCGACGGAGGCCAGUACAGCUGCAAAAAGGCCCAGUGCGGGAGCAACGUCAACAUCAACUGUCCCGCAGAACUCCAGCUCAAGAACGACGAGGGCACCGUGAUCGCUUGCAACUCGGCUUGCAACGCGUUCCUUACGGAAGAGUACUGUUGUUCCGGUUCGCACAGCACCCCGGAAACCUGCAGGAGUUCGGAAUGGCCCGUCGACUAUCCCUCUUACUUCAAAAAUCAAUGCCCCGACGCCUACAGCUACGCCUACGAUGACAACAAGAGCACCUUCACUUGCUCCGCGCAGCAGUACAACUUGGUCUUCGGUGGGGUUUAGGAUAUGACGAAUUUUUUUUUAAUUACUUUGUAUUAAAAUCAAUAAAUUUU
Molecule: messenger RNA, 822 nt
Organism: Cylas formicarius (sweet potato weevil)
Lineage: Eukaryota; Metazoa; Arthropoda; Insecta; Coleoptera; Brentidae
Exons: 3
Coding region: 32-772 (246 amino acids)
Biological process (GO): defense response
Cellular component (GO): extracellular region
Source: RefSeq, a predicted model, not a curated record